AUGCCGUGCUACGAAGAACGAUGCUGGUUCUCUGGCGCUUCCGAUACCACGAGGGGUGGCGUCAGAUCCGCCAGGAAACGGAUGGCGGCAGAGGCGCCCAUCCCCUCGGCUUGCCCGACAGCGGACUCGGGCGAAUUGAAGCAAAGCCGACUUCUCCGAACACUGCACGAGUCUCAGGCGCAGGGCGCCGCCUUUGAGAAAGGCUUGUCCACUACCGAUUCGCCUUUCGAACAGAUCGGCGGCUUCGGAGCAAUGGAUGGGCAGGCACACUCAGGAGAGGGCGCUGUAACUAUGCCCUGCACUUCAUCGGACAGACUUCCCGAUCUGCGCGUCUAA
Messenger RNA from Trichosporon asahii var. asahii CBS 2479, 336 nucleotides. RefSeq lists its product as uncharacterized. The coding region runs from base 1 to 336 and encodes 111 amino acids. The record is from RefSeq and is a predicted model, not a curated record. The transcript has a single exon. Lineage: Eukaryota; Fungi; Basidiomycota; Tremellomycetes; Trichosporonales; Trichosporonaceae.